CCAUAUUUCCUUUAGAUUUUUAAAAUAACCCUUUCUAAUGAGGAUGACUGAUACGAUUAGAGUAAAGGAGGAAAGUGAUACAAUGAAAUGUUCAGAAGCCGAAAUAAAAGACAAUACUGCAUUGGAACAGUUCGUAAGAUCAGAAAGUCAAGAGCAAAUUCAAGCAGAAAAGGUUGAAAGAUGUACUGAUAAUAAAAAUGAUGUGCAGCGGCCAGUGCAGUCUUUUGGACAGACAGGAAAAAGGUCAAAGUCAAGUACAAAAUUAAAGCUAGUUCGGAGCCUGGCUGUGUGUGAAGAAUCUCCACCACCCCCCACAGCUGAAAUUUCACAGGACAUCCAGGAAAAAAAUCAGAUCCAGCUAACACAGUUGUUUGAAAAGGAAGAGAAACCCUCGAAAGAUGAAGCUGAAAAGGAGAAGUCUGAUAAGUUACCCAGGAAAAUGUUAUCAAGAGAUUCUAGUCAAGAAUAUACAGAUUCAACUGGUAUAGAUCUACAUGAGUUUUUAGUUAAUACAUUGAAAAACAAUCCCAGGGACAGAAUGAUGCUGCUGAAAUUAGAACAGGAAAUCUUAGAUUUCAUUGGGAAUAACGAAAUCCCACGAAAGAAAUUUCCACCAAUGACCUCUUACCAUAGAAUGUUAUUGCACAGAGUAGCUGCUUACUUUGGAUUGGAGCACAACGUGGACCAAAGUGGGAAGUCAGUUAUCGUGAAUAAAACCAGCAGUACCAGAAUACCUGACCAGAAGUUUUGCGAACAUAUAAAAGAUGAAAAAAGUGAAGAUUUUCAAAAACGGUACAUCCUUAAACGAGAGAAUUCUAGUCUAGACAAAGAUGAUAAUCAGAUGCGAAUACGAUUAAAAGAUGACAGAAGAAGCAAAUCUAUAGAAGAGCGAGAAGAAGAGUACCAGAGAGCUAGAGAACGAAUAUUUGCACAAGAUUCGCUGUGUUCCCAAGAGAAUUAUAUUAUUGACAAAAGAAUUCAAGAGGAAGAAGCCAACAGCACCCAGCAAAGGCGACAGAUAUUUAGAAUCAACAAGGAUGCUUCCGGGAGGUCAGCGAACAGCCUUCAGAGCAGUACAGACAACGAGCUAAAGUACUCUGAACCCCGUCCAUGGAGUAGCACGGACUCGGACAGCUCCCUUCGCAGUUUGAAGCCCCCUGUGACCAAAGCCAGCAGCUUCAGUGGAAUCUCUGUUCUGACAAGAGGCGAUAGCACGGGAAGCAGCAAAAGCACUGGCAGGCUGUCCAAAACAGGUUCAGAGUCUUCUAGUAGUGUAGGGUCAUCCACGGGUUCUCUUUCUCACACCCAGCAACCUCUUCCAGUCACAGCUCUCAGCCAGCCUUCUCAUGGCACAUCUGCCGUCUAUCCAACUAUCAGCACUAGUAGUUCUCUUUCCUUUGAUGGUGGCAUAAGUGGGCAAGUGGCGUCUUCUAGCGGUAGCUUCUUUUUGCUUCCCUUGGAAGCGGCAGGCAUACCACCUGGAAGUAUUCUGAUCAACCCUCAAACAGGUCAGCCAUUCAUUAAUCCAGAUGGCACUCCAGUUGUGUAUAAUCCUCCAAUGCCUCAACAGCCAAUUAGAAACCAAGUGCCUGGACCUCCUCAGCAGCCACCACCUCCCAUUCCACCUCAGCAACAACCAGCAACCAAUCACAUCCUCUCACAGCCUAUCCGACCUCUUCAGCCUUCUUCACAGCCUGUUCAGUUCUCCACAGUUACUUAUCCACCCCCGCUUCUGCCAGUCUCAUCUACCCAGCAAUAUACUGUGCAAGACAACUUAGGAUCCCAACUUAGCCAUAUGAGUCUCUCCCGACAGCCGUCUGGAGAAGCUGCUGAUCCUCAUGCCACCAUGUUCCAGUCUACAGUUGUCCUUCCACCACCACAGCAAUCUGGUUUUAUCAUAGCAGCAGCACCACCGGCACCGCCGCCGCCGCCGCCACCACCACCACCUGGCCAACCUACUCCUAACUACAGUGGAUCCAGCCACCCUGUUAACCAGCAAGUUCUUCAGCAACAGGGAUAUAUGCAGCAACCAAUGCCACAGAUGCCAGCCUGUUACUGUGCUCCAGGCCAGUAUCCACACUCCAGUCAACAAUAUCGGCCAGUUACUUCAGUUCAUUACAACACACAGCAAAACCAACCACUGCCACAGCCUGCCCAACAGACAGGUUACCAAGUUAUGCCUAACCAGCAGCAAAACUACCAGGGUUUAGUUGGUGUCCAGCAGUCGCAAAACCAAAAUCUAGUUGGAGGCCAGCCCAACAACAUUGGAAACCAGAUUCAAGGGGUACUUGUCCCAUAUCCACCCCUGCCAUCUUAUCAAGUCUCCAUGGCUCAAGUUUCCCAAGGACUGUCACAGCAAACAUAUCAGCAGCCAGUGGUUAUUCCCAGUCAGUCUAACCAAGGACUCCCCACAUCAGGAAUGCCUGUUUAUUAUAGUGUCAUUCCAUCUGGACAGCAGAAUAAUUUAAGCUCUUCAGUGGCAUAUCUUCAACCUCCAGGGUCAGAACAGAUACAGUUUCCUAGAACAACAUCACCCUGCAAUUCCCAACAGCUCCAAGGACAACAGUGUGCAGCAGUUGCACCACCACCAAGUGGAGGAAUGGUAAUGAUGCAGCUCAAUAUACCCAAUAAUCCUCAGCCUCGGCCCCAUUCCCCUCCUCAGUGGAAGCAGAAUAAAUAUUAUUGCGACCAUCAAAGAGGGCAGAAAUCAACAGAUUUUAGUUCAUUGGACAGUUGUCCACAGUUACAACAUAGUCCACAAAUAGGUAGCCCUGCCACAUCUCCAGCCCAGUCACCGGCACCAACUCAGCUUUCAAAUAUGAAGAAUAUCCGUCCCACCUUAACACCUCUUCCGCUUGUGCCCCCAUUCUCUCGACAUUUUGUUCCUGGACAAGGAGAUGCCAGAUACCCCUUACUUGGCCAGCCUUUACAGUACAAUCCUUCUCUGCCACAUGGGCACAUAGCAGGUCCACAGUGUCAGCCAGGAAACAGACAUGGAAAUAGAGGAAGAAGACCAGCCAAAAAGGCUGCUUCAGCAGAUCUUGGUGCGGGAGAACCAGUUAUAGGAAAAGUGUUGGAAAUUACUGAACUUCCAGAAGGAAUAACUCGUGCAGAAGCUGAAAAAUUAUUUGUGGAACUUCUUAAAGUUGGUGCCAAGAUUCGGUGGCUACGAGAUCCUCCAUCUGUGCAGGUGCAUCAGCCACACCAACACCACCAUCGCUACUGUGGGAGUGGAGAUAGUAAUGUAAACACUGAACCUUCCAAACUUAGUGACUUGGCAUCUACAUAUACAGUUCUGGCAACGUUUCCCACCAUGUCUGCGGCCCAAAAUGCAUUGAAGAAGCAAAGUAACUCACUGAACAAGUUUAGGUUGAGAACAAGCAAGAAGCAUUACGACUUUCACAUUCUGGAAAGAGCUAGUUCUCAGUAACAACUACGACACUGAACAUUCAGCCUUUAUUACUUCCAUGUCCUUAUCUCUUCUACUUGAUUGGCUUGAUGUUUAUGAUUUUUUUGUUGUUGUCUUCAUAAAACCCCUUGGAUGUCAUACACCGGUAAAGUCUUUUAAGAAUACACCCAGUGAUCCCGGAGAAGAUGCAGGAAAAAAAUAAGUUAAAUCAUCAACUUACAAAACACGGCUGUGAUAUGAUGAAAUGGACAGGCAGCCUUCUAUGAUGAAUGCUACUAAAAAGCCCCUUUUGUAAAAGUUUUGUUUUAUAUUUCCAAAUUCUUGUAUCAGAUCCAAAGCUCUGUUGUACAGCAAACUUUUAUUCAUAAGGAAUAACCAUAUUCUUACCUGCGUUUUUUAAUCCCUUUGUAUAAAGCCAGCACGCUUCUCUCAGUUUAAGAGCAGGGAACUGGGGUUGGAAAAGAAAGAGAAAAGAGCUUCAAAGGAAUUACACUGUUUCUAGCCCAAUAUGCAAAAGGCAAAGAAGGCAGCAGAUUUCUCUUCCCUUUUGUUCUUCUCCCAAAGAGUCCUACAGUAACUACUGAAGGCCUUCUCCACACCUUCCCUUUCUAGAUUUCUUUAGGAAAUGUGAACGGUAACUGCCAAUAAAUUCUACUUUUGAGCAUCUUGUUUCUAUUCCAACAGAAUAAAUAUUAAAAAGGAAAAAAUGACCAUCACCAAUGAUUUUAACUGGAACCCAGUAGUUUUCAGUUAAUGGUAAAAGGUGACUCUCCAAAUGGUAAAAAGUUUGCACUUUAAUUGUGUUCCCAUCAAUAUGUUUCUUUACCUUUUUUUUUUUUUUUUUACUGUAAGAGUGAUCACAUUUGAUAAGUGCUGGAAACUUCUUAAGUGGUUUAGAUAUGUUUUUUCAUCAUUUGUAGAGGAUCACUGGACAUCAAAUGAUUCAUUGCACAUAUAAAGGAGACACCUUUUUCAAUUUCUGUAUAAUUUGCAAGGCUGUACAAUGUGUGCUGAUGCAAGCCUUCAGUUUGGGAAAAAAAUAAAUGUUUACAAAUAUA
Messenger RNA from Candoia aspera, 4467 nucleotides. It is a transcript of the gene R3HDM1, whose product is annotated as R3H domain containing 1. Lineage: Eukaryota; Metazoa; Chordata; Lepidosauria; Squamata; Candoiidae. Gene Ontology annotation, molecular function: nucleic acid binding. The record is from RefSeq and is a predicted model, not a curated record. The coding region runs from base 38 to 3430 and encodes 1130 amino acids. The transcript is spliced from 25 exons.